AUGGCACGACAACCUGACAUGUCCCUGCAGUGGGAUAGUCAAUAUCUCAUGGCCAAUGGUACUGUCUUGUAUGACGAUCUCCACCAGCUUUUGCUCAUGUUUGGGGGUCAUUCAGGCCCCAGAUCGGAAAUGGAAGAGGAUAGGGAGAAGCUCUUGUACUACCUGAUUGGGAUUGGUGGAAGCAUUGUUUGCUGUCUUGGGACCAUCGCUAACGCUGUGUCUAUAGCUGUACUAACGAGGCGCUCAAUGCGGUCUAGUACGUACACCUACUUAGCAGCGCUGGCCGCCUGUGACUCCCUGGUGCUGUUUCUAACCCUGCUAAUUAUCAUAAACGAUACACAACAUCCAGACAGCCCGAAACAAACCGAUCAGUUCCACGCUAUCUUGUUCCCUUUCGUCCACCCUACUGCUGUGGUGUUCCAAGUCACGUCCAUCUGGUUGACCCUGGCGUUCACAGUUGACCGUUACAUCAUGAUCUGCCACCCGUUCAAGGCCGAACGGAUGUGCAGGCGUAGCCGAGCCAGGAGGGUCAUCAUCAGUAUAUACAUCAUGGGUGUAGCUUUUAACAUUCCGCGCUUCCUGGAGUACAGAACCAUCAUUGAUACCUUACCCGUGACACCCAACUCCAGCCAGGUGAUCACCGUCUACGGAAUACAUACCACCCCUUUAGGCAACAGUGUGUUGUUUCGCGAGCUGAUACAUUCCUGGUUGUAUCUUCUGUUCAUUUGUGGCAUCCCCUUUCUUACGCUGGUCAUUCUCAACGCAUUUCUCAUACGGGCGGUUCAUCUGUCUAGACUCAAAGGAAAAGAGAUCAAUCCUCGAGAAAAGCACAGAAAUGACACUACCAUCAUGCUUAUCGGCGUCAUCGUUAUCUUCCUCUUUUGCCAGGGACCUGCACUUGUAUCUCGAAUGAUUUAUGCCUUCCAGCCGGCUUCCGAGUCGACCACAGCAGGGUUUACCCUCAACGAGGUGGGCAACUUCCUUGUUCUGUUGAACUCAGCUAUUAACAUCGUGCCCUAUUACCUCUUUGGCCGUAAGUUCCGACUUGAGUUUCUGAGAAUAUUCUGUUCUUGCACGUUAGAUAAGGAUGACGCGAGGAGAAUGUCUCGGAAUUACAGCGUUUCAUUUGACCAUCGUCGCCUCAGCCAGUACAACGCUAUCGAAAUGAAUGGCGUGGCACAGAACAACUGCAACUAUCAAAACACCGUUGUCUCUGUAGAGACGAUUAACACAUCCCAACCACACGUCGACACAUUUCCAGACCAGAAACGCCAGGAGACAUUCAAUGGCAAGACAUACUCCAUCGCCCACCGCGACUCCGCGGACACUGUUGUCGCACCCUUGAUACACCAAACAUGCUCCAUAUUUUCUAAUAGACUUGCCAAUGCAGGAGCCAGUAGAGAAUCCUUGAGAAACAUCAGCUCCCAUAGCCUUUCAUCCCCAGACACCUGCUGCCCUCAGACCGCACCUUUAAAACCAGGCGGUCACGUGCAUUAUGUGACAGCGGGCUCGUGUUUAGGAGAUGGAGACGUGUCUGCUGUGUGA
Molecule: messenger RNA, 1545 nt
Organism: Candidula unifasciata
Lineage: Eukaryota; Metazoa; Mollusca; Gastropoda; Stylommatophora; Geomitridae
Source: the annotation of a GenBank genome assembly